CUCCUCUCCUCCCACUCAUCAACCCACUUCUUCCUCCCUAUAAAGCACUCUCCCAACCUUAUUAUUACUUCCCCUUCCUUCCUCCACCCAAAAAACAAUUAAUUAAAAUCCCUCUUCUCACUCCUCUUCUUCUUCAUCCUUCCCAAAUCUCCAUUCUUGUCCUACUCUCUCUGUGUCUUCCAUCUCUGUCUCCAUCUUCCUGCUCCAAUGGACAAGUUGUCCCUGACCGAAACAUGGCGGCCCGACCCGGCCGCGUCCUUCUUCCGCCCGCCGGAAACCCCGAGAGAACCGAUGGAGUUCCUCUCCCGCUCCUGGAGCCUCUCCGCCUCCGAGGUCUCCAAGGCUCUGGCCCCACCACCGCCUCCCCACCACCACCACCACCAAUUGCUCUUUUCCAAGCCCGCCAACGGAUCCAUUCAGGAGGACAUCACCGCCGAGCUCGACGACGGCGCCGCCGUCUUCUCCGGCAACCCUUUCUCCUUCGCUUCCUCCGAGACUUCUCAGAUGGUCAUGGACCGUAUCUUAUCCCACUCGCAAGAGGUUUCUCCAAGAACUUCCGGCAGGCUCUCGCACAGCAGCGGCCCACUCAACGGUUCACUCACCGACAGCCCGCCCGUUUCUCCGUCGGAGAUGGAGGACCUGAAGAACUGCCGGGCCGGUAACAACAACAACCAUCACCUCCAUUUCACCCUUCCCCAUUUCCGUACGCCCUCCGGAACGCCAGGUGGCGGCGGAGGUGCGAUGAUGGGAGGCCCCGCUGGCGGUGGAGGUAGGACGGUGGGGAGGUGGUUGAAGGAUCGGAAGGAGAAGAAGAAGGAAGAGACGAGGGCACAUAACGCUCAGGUCCACGCUGCGAUCACCGUCGCGGGAGUCGCCGCCGCCGUCGCGGCGAUUGCUGCCGCGACGGCGGCGUCUUCCGGGGCUGGGAAGGACGAGCAGCGCGCGAAAACCGAUAUGGCGGUGGCUUCCGCGGCGACGCUGGUCGCCGCGCAGUGCGUGGAGGCGGCGGAGGCCAUGGGUGCUGAGCGCGAGCAUCUUGCCGCCGUCGUCAGCUCCGCCGUGAACGUUAGGUCGGCCGGGGAUAUCAUGACCUUGACCGCCGCAGCUGCCACGUGUACGUUUUUUCCCCCUUAUGCAGCUCUGCGUGGCGCGGCGACAUUAAAGGCGAGGGCAUUGAAGGAAGUGUGGAACAUUGCGGCGGUGAUCCCGGUGGAGAGAGGGAUCGGAGGCGGUGGUCCGGCGGCUGGUAACGGUAGCAAUGGAAGUUCUAGCGGGGAGCUUGUUCCUGAAGAGAAUUUUCUGGGGAUUUGCAGCAGAGAAUUGUUAGCCAGAGGCUGUGAUCUCCUCAAGCGAACCCGCAAAGGCGAUCUGCACUGGAAGGUUGUAUCUGUCUACAUCAACAGGACGAAUCAGGUUAUGUUGAAGAUGAAGAGCAGACAUGUUGCUGGGACCAUAACCAAAAAGAAAAAGAACAUUGUGUUGGAGGUGAUCAAGGAUGUCCCGGCCUGGCCAGGCCGGCAUUUGCUGGAGGGUGGAGAGAACCGGCGAUACUUUGGGCUGAAGACAGUGCUACGAGGCGAGGUGGAGUUCGAGUGCAUGAGUCAGAAGGAGUACGAUCUCUGGACGCAGGGGGUGUCGAGACUUCUGGCAAUUGCAGCUGAAAAGAGAGGGGUGUCCAGGCAUAGGAUUUGAAGUUCCAGAUUUGGGAGUAUGUUCAUGACACUUCAUAAAGGUGGGCAUCCCUGAAAGUCCUUAAACAUUAGGAGUUCCUUCCAAGUUCCAAUGUAUAGUGUAAAAGAAACUAAGCUAAAGCAGGUGGGUAAGAGUUUGUAUCUCCAGAGUCCAUAUGGUAGAAGGAUUGGAGAUUUGAAGCUGGUGGGAUUUGUUUAUUGGGGUUGGUAGGGAAAGGUAGUUUGAAUGGGAAGACUACUAGGGAAAGAGAGAACAGAAGACCCAUGUGAAAUGCUAAUGAUCCCAAAGUCCUAUGUUACUUUUGUUAACUGAAACUAAAGUGGGAGGAUGAUAUGGGGCUUGUAUGGUCAAAAAGAGUGGGAGAUAAAGACAAGUUUGAUCCUGAGAUUCUCUUUGGGAUUUAGGGGGUGCUUUAGCUUUUGUCUUGCUUACUAAUGUUGUAUUCCAGAAGACAGGAGAUGGGUCCAUCCAGUGUAGAUAUGGGUGUCAAUUGGUAGCAAGCUAGUAGCUGUUGUUGUUGUUAAGGUGGGAGCCAGCAUCAGUUGUUUUUUUUUGCUUUGAUUUGGAACUGCAGUGGAGGAAAUGGGCUUUUGUAGUGGUUUUUGAGUGAUGUUCUCCACUCUUUGUUUCUUAGUGGGUUUUUCUGGGUUUGGUUUCUCGAUUUCACUUGAGUGUUAGUAAGACUGAUGAAUGGGAAAUAUUGGAGAAGCAUCAUGCCACUCGUGUGUUUUAUCAAAAAUAGUUUGUCUACUGAUGCCAAAUCUGUGGGAAUCUUCCUAUUCUUUGCUUGGUUGCUUGUCACUUUAUUAAGCCACUUCUUUUUAAGGGGGUAUUUACCCUCCAGAAGGCGCACUUACUAGAUAGAAUUCCUCAGCAAUCAAAAAAAAUUAUAGGAGUUGGG
Molecule: messenger RNA, 2593 nt
Organism: Linum tenue
Lineage: Eukaryota; Viridiplantae; Streptophyta; Magnoliopsida; Malpighiales; Linaceae
Source: the annotation of a GenBank genome assembly